AUAGCAAAUUCAAAAGCAAAAUGGUCUCCUGAAAUUUGAAUAGUUCAUUAGAAAACAAAGCGAAAUUUUGAAUUGAAAUAUCCAAUGCUUUGACAUUAAGUUCAAUGGGAUUGUGGAUUAAGCUUUCUACUUAUUGUCACAGAUUUAUGUAAAUGUUUUGAAUUGAAGUAAAAGAUCCAGUCAAACAAUGGAUGAUCGUGCUGAAUCUGUGAGAUCUGGUCGUAGUGAUAGGUCAGAAAGGUCACAUCGUAGUCAUGGCAGCAGACAUCAUCGUCAUCAUGGUGGUGGUAAUAGAGCUAGUAGUCGAGCUUCCGACAGAAGUGGUUAUAGGGACCAGAGAGAAAACCGUUCUGUUACUAUAAAUACCCCAGCGUCGGAGAAUGACGACCCAAUGGAGAGGGUAGAAGUCCAGAUUCUUCCUCAAGAUGACAACUGGGGUGACAACACAACUGCUAUUACAGGUAAUACCAGUGAGACUGGAUUUUCUAUGGAUGAAUUCCGUUCAAAAUUUGGAAAAGAAAGUUUUGACGAUAACAUUGGUAUUGGUUGUGCUCGUUACAUUGGAACUGCUUUAGCAGGAAUCUUAAGUGUCAUAGGAUUUCUCUCCCCUGUUGCUAUGGUUGUGUUACCUAAACUUUUAAGUAACUGGGAAGCAGGAGAGUGUGCCCCUGAAUGUGAAGGACUUUUAAUCAGCUUUGCAUUUAAACUGUUGAUAUUAUGUAUUGCUACUGUAGCUCUAUUCUUCAGGCAGCCCAAAGCAACAAUGCCAAGGGUCUUCUUGUUUAGAGCAGUUGUUCUAUUUUUAGUUUUUAUCUUGACUUUUGCUUUCUGGCUGUUUUAUGGAGUUAGAAUAUUAAAAGAAAAGAAAACUGCAUAUUAUGACAUUGUAAAGUUUGCCGUAUCAUUAGUAGAUGCUCUGCUUUUCAUUCAUUACAUUGCAGUCAUUUUACUGGAAAUCCGACAAAUUCAACCUAUGUACGUUGUCAAAGUCCUACGUUCUCCCGAUGCUGAAUCUAAAUGUUAUAAUAUUGGUGCGCUAAGUAUUCAGCGAGCAGCUGCAUGGAUAUUGGAGCAAUAUCACAGAGAUUUUCCAGUAUACAAUCCAUACUUGGAAAACAUCACUAAGAGACCAGCUAAGAUGACAAGUCUUAAAUUUUACAACGUUGAUGGGAAUCAACCUCAGAAUCAACAAGAUCGUCCUCGUGCAAUAUUUGCCUCUCAAUCUUCUAGAAGAAGAGAUGCUAGUCAUAACGACAGAUUUUAUGACGAGUUGGAGUAUGAGAGACGAGUGAGAAAGAGAAAAGCAAGGUUAAUGGUUGCUGCAGAGGAAGCAUUCACUCAUAUCAAACGUAUGCAGGAUGAACAAGGUCCUGCAAUACCGAUGGAUCCUCAUGAAGCUUCACAAGCAGUCUUUCCCUCGAUGGCAAGAGCUCUUCAGAAAUUUCUACGGAUAACACGACAGCAACCAAAAUAUUCAAUGGACAAUGUUUUAAAUCAUCUUGCAUUAUGUAUUAACUACGAUAUGAGCCCUAAAGCCUUUGUAGAGAGAUACAUGCCUCAUGGUGCCAUCAUAAUGAGUGAAAAAGACUGCAGACCUGUUACAAAGUGGGUGCUAGUUUGUGAUCAGUUACUCUCUAGAGAGAUUGAACAUAAUCUGACAUUUCAGUUACGUCAAAAUGAUGUUUCUUUACUUUGUGUUGUUAAACGUCUGCCUCAUUUUAAUUUAACUGAAGAUGUGAUUGAUCCAAAGACCAACAAGUUUGUCCUGAGAUUGAAUUCUGAAACAUCUGUAUGAUAAUUGGGAUUUGUUCAAGCUUAGUAGUGAUUUGGGAAAAUGUGUUGCAGUUUCAUUUUUAGCAUCAUAUGAACUGCUGAAGGAAUGUCAUUACAGAUCUGAUUCAAAAGAAGAAAGAACAAACUAAUUUGUUGUAUAUUUCAUUUACUUUUAUAAGUCUCAGAAGGUGCCAUUAAUACAACUUAGUGUUUAAUGAAUAUCUUAAUGAUCAUAUGCUUUUAAAUUAUAAUGUAAGUAUUUACAGCAAAUGUGCCAAGUCCAAAAAUACAUUUGAACUUUGGAAGCUUGGUACAUGUAUUGUCCCAGUUAAAAGACACAUUUGGUUGACUGAGGUUUGGUCCUUGGGUACAAAUAUGCAUUUCUACCAAAAACACAUACAUGAGAAGCCAUUUAGUAUACACAUUAAUAAGCUGUAGCAUGUGUAAGAAGGACUUUUGUGAAUCAAAAUAUUUGACGUUUGUAUACAUGUGCAUUUAGCUAUAAGUUACUACCAUGGCUACAGUAUGUCUAAGUCAAUGAUUUAGGCUUACUUUCACAGUCACAUGCUGAAAUUGGUUGUAAGAUAUUAAAAUGUAAAAUACUGAAAUCAAAAUGCAUAUAUGUUUUGAAAAUGUUCCAAUAAAAUUUAGCUUAUCGGAGGCAUGAAUUUGAUUUAUUUUAGGCAUUAUUGAAUUUCCUUAAAAGUCUGCAAGCAUGUGGAUAAGAUCAACUUUUUUCUAAUUUUUUGAAGGGCCAAAAAGUAAUAUAGUUCUGUUUUCUUCCUCCCUACCUACCCUAAUUUUUCAUGCCUACUAUUUAUAAUACAUUUUAUGAACAUUUUUGGUUAACAAUUGUUAAUGUUCAAAAUAGUUUUCUAUAUAGUCUAUAGAUGUACAAUUUAAAAAAAAUUCUACUGAACUACCUACCUUUAUUUUAUCUGCAUCGAGGCUGGAAACAAUUGUAUAUUUUUGGGCAGGAAACAAGUAUAUAUUUUUGGGCAGGAAACAAGUAUAUAUUUUAGGGGGCCUAAUUUACAAAAUUUGAAAUAGAGCAAGGGCUUGUGAAAAUAAGCAUGAGUGAUCCUUAAAAAAACUAAACUAUUUUUUUCCAACACCUACAAAUAAUCAAGCCAGUCAAAAUUGGAUAACUGCAAACAAUUAGUUGCUGUGUGUUUAACAGUUAAAUUCAUCCUUUUUUGUAUGCCGGUAAUAUAAAUUUUUCGAAUGUAUAUCUGUAAAGAAUAGGUUGUUUUACACAAUGAAAUCCGGUUGUGAUCUCGGUUAGUGCUUUACAUUGCCUUACAUAUGGAAACAUUUACAUUUUUAUUUUCAUAUCAGUUUUAUGAUUCAGUUUUUUAAUCACCAAAGGAACAUGUAUUAAGUCUGCGUAUAUGUUGUUUUUAUGAAAUGUAUAUUCAUCUUGUAUGUAACCUUAACAUUUUUUUUAGCUAUCUGUUCAUCAUUUAAGCUGAAUUAACCUUUUUUUUAGAUUAAAAAGUAGGGAAUAAUGCAAUAUAAUGUCAAUUGUUAUGAUCAUGAUUUGCUUUAGGUAGAAGGUUGCAUUUGUGGCCUAAUUGGUCCUAAAAUCAAAUGUAUUUGAAAUUUCAUGUUUGUUCAAAAUCAAAGUUUUAAUCUAUACGUUUUGAUAAAACAUUUCAAUUUUACAUGAUUGAUAUAGAAACAUAAGAUGACAGUAAAACUAAAUUAUUCCAAAUGGUAAAACUGCUCUAAAUUCAGUCAGUUUUAAAUCACACAUGCUUGGAAACAAAAUGUAUGUUUUCAUUUUGUAAUGCUGUUUUAAGCAGUGAUACGUAUACAUUGUUGUACAUUUCAACAUAAAGUUACUGAUACAUAAGACUUUUGUCAAAAUUAAGAUUAAUUUGGCUUUAAUCAAAAACAAAAAUAGAUAAUCAUGAUAGUUAAUAUAAUUUUCUUCAACAUUUGGAAAGCUCCCCAAGGUAUGCAUAUGAUUUCUUUGCAUAAUUUUCAAAUCUAAUCAAACAUACAAAAGUGGUUUAAACCAAUCUUGGAUUUAUAUUGAAAAGAGAUAAAGAAUCUGAUUUAAUAUUCAGCAUGGCAAAAAUUAUGCAAUAAAAAAAGAAUACCAGUUAAAUCAAUUAACUGUAGUCUUCCUAUAAUCUGAUGUGUUGUAAUACUAACAUGACUAACUUACAAAAAAAAAGCAAAUAUUAUGUAUUUGAUAUUGGGUGAAUUGACAUACAUAUAUAAAUUAUAAAUUUCUUUGAAAACUGCUGGCAUUUUUGAUAUCUAUACAUUAUAGUUUUUACAUAUCUUAAGAUUUAUUUGAUAGUCAUGAUCUCUAGUUACAAUGUAUGUGUUUUAUUUUGUAAAUAAACUGCUUCUAUACAACAAUAAGUACAGUUACUGUCCAUGUGUACAUAAAGAGUUGUGUCCCAUUUUACAGUAAACAUUUUAUUAUAUUUUGUAAACCACCUCUGUCAUUGUUCUUACUAAGUUGUUCAUUCAUAUCAUGUCCCUGAUUGUGAAAGGAUUAUUUCAUGUGUAUUUUCAUUUUGGCAAUAGGGAAGUGUUUAGAAAACUGUUGUGAUGUUUUAAAAAAAAAAUCAGAUUAUAGUGACUAUAAUUGGUACCAGUAAUAAAAGAGACAUUAGAAACUGUGCUUUGCAUUUACACCUAUUGGCAUUUCAUUUUAGGCAAACAAAUCUUUCAUUUGUGCACCAAAUACAGGUAGAUAGUAUAAAUAAUAGUAAUACAUUUAUACUGUUCAGUUUAUAUUAUUUACUUGUAUUAAUCUAUUCAAUUUGCCAGCAUUAUAUGUCCCCCCUGUCAACAUAGGGAGGUUGAAGUAUGAGGAUAUUGAGCAGGAUAAGUUCCUUAAAAGUUCAAUAAUAAGGCGAAACACAAUAUAUAUUUACAGUUUUCUGUACUAACAUAAUUUUACAAAUUCUCAGUACAAAAAAUGAAAAUGGUACAAACAUUUUAUCCUUUCACAUAUCAGUUUUGUUAAUUUCCUUGACCACUGCCUUGUGUAAACAGUCUGGCAAACUUGUUUCAUUAUUUUGCACAUACAUCUGAAUUAGUUUUGGCCAGGAAUUUGUUAUUCUGUAGCUCUCAGGAUCUGGGGUACAAUGCAGAAGGUCAUUUGAAGGUUACUUACAUAUAGUUGUGAAAUACAAUCAAUGUUGUUGUUGUUGUAUCUUUUUGUAAAUUUUUGUACAUUUAUCAUAGAACAUUUUGUAAAAUAUUUAAUUUUCUUUUUUGUAUUCUUGAAGAACAAUUUGUAUUCAUUGUCAUGAUUGUAUAGCAUGCCAAGAACAAACUCUUAGGAUAGAAUUCACUUAUAAAAUUUUGUUUUGCAUGGGAAUUGAAAAGCAUUUUCAUGUUAACAAGGUUUUUUUUUGUUUAUAAGUAGGAAUGGUAAUUAGCCAACAGAAUAAUUGAUGUUUUAUUGAUCUGAAAAUGAGAUUACUUUUUUUGAACAAAUUCAUAAAUUUUAUAUAAAUUAAAAAUAUAACUUCCUCUUGGUAGAACCUACCCAGAAUUUCCUCAACUUUCAAUUACUCAAUAACUGACUUAUGAAUAUAAAGGUCAUCUCCAAGUUAUAGUAAUGUCAUUAGCAAAAAAUGAUAUUGGUUACCCAAACUGUAAAAUCUUUGAUAAUUUCAGGAAAAGACAAACAAAAUGGAACAGAGCUUAUCUUGUACAAAUAGAUUACCUGCUAUUUAAGAUAGAGUAGCACAUGUCCAUGAACAAAAUUCUCCUUUUCAAAGAAUUGUUCCAGUUUUUAUCAUAAUAGGAGCAUGGUCAAUGUAUUUACACAUAGUAUUAUUUGCUGAUCUGUAUGUCUGUAUUUUUACUAUACACACUUUUAUAUCUAUAUAAAAUUACAAAUAAGAUCUGAAUGUAAAUUUUGAAAAUAUUUUGCUGUAACUUUUUUUUUACAAUUUAGUCUUUUUUUUUUUCAUGUAAUCAUGUAAGACUUUCAUCAGAUAUCUUAUUAAUAAAAAAAUAUCUGAUAUACAA
Messenger RNA from Mytilus californianus (California mussel), 5778 nucleotides. RefSeq names its product vang-like protein 2-B. Gene Ontology annotation, cellular component: plasma membrane. The transcript has 4 exons. NCBI's taxonomy places the organism in Eukaryota, Metazoa, Mollusca, Bivalvia, Mytilida, Mytilidae. Bases 188 to 1795 code for a protein of 535 amino acids. The record is from RefSeq and is a predicted model, not a curated record. Gene Ontology annotation, biological process: Wnt signaling pathway, planar cell polarity pathway; multicellular organism development; establishment of planar polarity.